AUGAAAAGGAAAAAGAAAAACAUUUCGAGUAAAAUCACUUCUGCGGUGCCUAAGAACUAUAGUUAUGUGUACAAAUACUAUAUCAGUAGGUACACAACGAGAAUAGAACUUAAGGUUCUUUUGUUUGCUAUACUUCUCUUUCGUGUUGGUGAUAUAAUUUCCAUAACCAGGAGAAUUGGAGAACCCGAGACGAAAUAUUCACGGUGUGAUGAAUCCGGCCAAAACUGUGAAAAAACUUCAAUGUCAAGUAGCCGCUAA
This is a messenger RNA of Parnassius apollo (apollo), 258 nucleotides long. Lineage: Eukaryota; Metazoa; Arthropoda; Insecta; Lepidoptera; Papilionidae. The record is from the annotation of a GenBank genome assembly.